Molecule: messenger RNA, 8316 nt
Organism: Rhopilema esculentum
Lineage: Eukaryota; Metazoa; Cnidaria; Scyphozoa; Rhizostomeae; Rhizostomatidae
Product: tuberin
Biological process (GO): positive regulation of GTPase activity; negative regulation of phosphatidylinositol 3-kinase/protein kinase B signal transduction; regulation of small GTPase mediated signal transduction
Cellular component (GO): cytoplasm; TSC1-TSC2 complex; nucleus
Molecular function (GO): GTPase activator activity
Source: RefSeq, a predicted model, not a curated record
CGGAUUCACAGUUGUUUCAACAUUUAGCUCUCUGUCUGCAUCCCAGAAACAAAGUCCAUAGUUAUUCUCCCAAUUUGUUGGAACAUGUGAUAUGAUACCUGAAGGGCUUUUCCAAUUUUGAAGCAAAAGCUUAGAGAGAGAAGGAAAACAAAGUAUGGCAAAAAGCCAUGGAGAAGGGUUUAAGCAUAAGAUAAAGUCAUUGCUUGGGAUACGAAAAGCAAAUACUAUCCAGAAAGCAGGGAUUGAGAAUGAAGAAGAACAUGGUUUCAUCUUCUCCCCGGAUGUGCUUAAGGAGAUCACCAAGGAAAAUAAUUUUGGUCACAGAGCCAGAGUAUUGAAAGAGUUAUGUGAAGUUGUCUCAACAAGAAAACUUGAAGAGCAUGCUGCAGAAGCAGUUUGGAGUGAGAUAUCAGAUAUGCUGCAGCCAACAGUGCCAACAGAUGCCAGGCAAACAACCUUGAAGUUUCUUGUCUGUCUGAUAACUGGUCAAUUUCAAUGGCUUGGAAUGUUAAGAGCCCAGUUUCUGAGGCUUAUUGAAAAUCAUGACGUGAAAGAAGAUCUUAACUGCAGGAUAGAGCUGUUAAGAGCCUUGACUGACAAUGGCAAAGAUGUUUCCUACUGCGAGCAUUUUGGGCCUUUUCUUCUACGGUUUUCACGACAAGCGUUGACAGGAGACAGGACUGUUGAGUACCUUUAUUUUCUCAUCAACUUGGUGCAUUACAAUUCAAGCUUUUUGGAGAAAGAUAUAAUAACAGAAUUAGUAGAACAAGCCUGUGCGUUUUGCAAUAAAGCCAAAGUUGAAAAGGAGAUAGAGUGUUGUAUUCUGCUGCUUGAUGCCACUGUUCGUUAUGGUGGUUUGCCAUCUGAUGGCCUGUACCCGUUAAUCGCAACCCUUUGUCGCACGGUGAACAUCGAAAAAUUCUGUCAAGCCAGCUGGAAGCUCAUGAAGACUUUGGUAGGCACUCGCCUAGGACAUAGCGCCAUCUAUAUCAUGUGCUGUAUUCUAGAAGACGAGAAUAAUACCAGUGAUUCAAUACUUCUCCGCGGUGCUGUGUUUUUCAUCGGAAUGUGUGUAUGGGGGUCAAAGAGAGUUUCUUCACUUCAACACAAACCAAUUUCGUUGUUGCCGUCAUUCAAGCAGGCUCUUCAUUGCAAUCACCCGAUUGUUGCCCACGAGAUUGGCCUGUCUCUACAAAGACUGGUUAAGAAAUACGGAAAGGACCUGAAAAUUGUCACCUGGGAUAUCAUUCUAGAUCUGAUUGAUAUGCUCAUCAAAUUGCUGCAGAACCUGGCAAACUCAAAUGAUUCGUUGAAGAAAACAGUGCACGACCUCCUCACUACAAUUGAAGAGCUUUACAGCGCCGGUCGAUUCGACGGGUCAGCUGACCGAUUCUUUGCCAUUAUUGAGCGAUGUUCUGCACAGAGACCAGAGUCGUCUGUUCUCACCUUAUUGACAUUCCUCCGUAAAAAAAUAGACCCUGCUAAUGAUGGUUGGCUUGAUAAAUUAAAGUUUGUGAUGGAAAAGUACUUUCGGAAUUCAAAACAGACUGCCGUGAGGGUGAAAGUUCUUGAUAUUUUAUCAGAUGUAAUGAAUUCUUAUAGAUAUUGGUAUGAGGAAGAAAUCCUCGAGUUGGGUGUAUUAUUUUAUCUCAGUAACAUGGAGAAAGAAAAGGACUCCAGUGUCAGGCUGGUGACAGCUCAGUUGCUGGUUGAUUUAGUAGUUACGUGCAGUUCAAGUAAAUGCGCAGAUAUUCUAGCAGUUGUGAAAAAGCUCAUAAAUCGUUUGAUGGAUUCAAGUGGCAGUACUAGGAAGGGCAAUGGCGAACAGCUCAUUACCGAUGGGGAACAUUUGAGAGACAUCAAAGUUGCAGUUUGUGGUUUAGUCGUAGCAUUUAAGCAAAAGCUUUGCGACUCGUCUACAAUGAUUGCCGUCAAAAUACUAGACAUUCUUGUAGAGCAUAUCUCAUUGCAUUACGUAAAUGGAUUCACCGCCCAUUCUGGUGCCAUUGUUCGUCUUGAGAUAUUGAAAUUGUUUUUGAGCAUACGAUCCGAUGAAAGCCAUCGUGUCGGAUUUCUGGAGUUGGACAGUGCUGAUCAAAGCAAAGAAAAAAAAUUCAGUGUUUUUGCAACUUGCAAACGAAUGAGAGGAAAAGAAACUGCUGCCCCAAGCCCUCUUGGAAGAAAAAUGUCACUUACCAAGUACUGUCCUACCUACAAGGCAUUUGAUGCUGUUUUAAACUGUUUAAAAGAUGAGUGGGAAUGGAGUGUGCUGCAGUUCGUGCUUCAAAAUCUGCCUGCUCAGCUUCGGAAUAAAACGCUUAUUUUGGGAGGCGACGCCGAUGUAUCAAAUCUAUGUGCCUUUCUUUGUUAUAUGGUCAACGAUGGCCAGUUUUUGAACAAAGCAAAGAAUGUACCCCCUGGUUCUGGUCGAGUCGAGCUGCAUAACCUAGUAUUUCCUAUUCUUGCUGUACUAGUUACCUAUCAGAAUACAAUUGAAAGGCAAAGGCAGCUUGAGUUGGUCAAAAGUUUGGAACUUGGCUUGAAUAGUCAAUGUGCGCGUCUUUGCGUCGUGUGUUUGACGAUCUGCAUACUGGAAAUGAAAUCAGUCAUGCUGCGCACGCUACCAUCCAUACUCAUUAAGCUUUCAAAAAUUUCUGCCACCGUCAUGAUGUCGAUACCCAUGCUGGAGUUCCUCUCAAGUUUAAAAGAAGUGAAAGACCUGUACUCGAACUUCGUGGAGGAGCAGUACAUGAGUAUAUUUGCAAUCGCACUACCAUAUACUGAUGCAUACAGAUACUCUGCGUACACGGUCACUCUUGCCCAUUACGUCAUUUCUUCGUGGUUCACCAGAUGUCGCUUGGCGUUUAGAAAAGGCUUUGUGAGGCUGAUAACAAAGGGACUUCAGUCGAGCGUAAUUAUCAGGCCUAGUUUUUCGCAAGCUAGUGAUAAACAGGCUGGUUCGGGUAAGCAGUUUGGGACAAGUGAAGAAACUCAAGUGUUUCAUGAAGAUAUGAAAGAAGUUUGUUCAGAUAUGAUGGCAAAAUACUCCUUCUCGACAUUGUCAAAUCAACCUAAAAGGUCAUCGAUCGUUGAGUUCCUUUUAACAAACGGACUGUCACAAAGCUGGCUUGUAGGUAACACUUUAGUGACAGUCACAACCAGUGGCUCAUCCUCAGAGAUGUGCGUGGCUUGUAACCAGAGACGUGCCAUAUUAACAGCCAAUAAAGCUGCCGCCAAGCUCAGGUCCCAGAAACUUAACGAAGAGAGGCGUUUGAAAGGGGAUCAUCAAUUGGCUGAAGAGCAAGAAUCUUCAUUGUCGCUAGCUGUUGAAGCAAGUAUAGCGAAAGCAAGUAUGGGGAAAGCAAGUAUGACAAAAGCAAGUGACGGCUGUUCUAUAAUGGCUGAAAAUGGUAUCCCUAAAGAGUCAAAGAAAGGUCAGGUUAGGCCGGAAUUGAUGCAGGUGUCAACGACAGUUGCCAGUGGCGAAAAAGGUAGGCCUAGGACAGACAAUAAAGGAUCCGACACCACAACCACUAGCUUCGAAAUCAAGUCUUGCGAAGAGGCUGCCGGGGAUCGUAAGGAAUCAAGAGUUGACAGUGCUGUUGAAAUGACUGAAGAAUAUGAAUCUGUAAAGGAGGGUGGCUUGGUGACAGCAGAGCUUUCAUUGCCUCCUGAAGUCAAAUUCGAAGUCUCGGAAUCCCCGGCUGCCCAGUCAUAUCUUCCAUUGAUAGAACCAGAUGCCUUGCCUGAUGAGACUGGCAAUGAGAUAUCGCUUGUUAACCGACUCGCUCUUCAAGAGCAGGACACAAGCACUGGCUACGUCUUUUCUCCAACGAAUUACUUUCUCGAUGAGAUGGGUUCUUUAGCUGAAACAGGUAUUUCCGCAACAUCGUCUAUGGAGUUCUUAAAAGACCAAGCUGAAUUAAAAGAUGAUGAUGCUGAGGAUGGCGAUAAUGGAAACGAGUUAAAACAAGAACAUCGCACCUCCGAAGAUUCUAGAAUUCAAAAAGAGACAACAGAAAUGAAUGUUGUCCAAAGCCAGCAGCAGUCGGAACAUUUGGUUGCAAAAACUGCAGAAUGCGGGGAAGCUUUAUCUGUCCAUAGUGCUGGCGUUGAAAAGCAGGAACGAACAAGCUCUAAAGAAAUGAUGCUGCUGCCUGGGAAGUCUACCUCGGAUGUUGAGACACAACGCCCGCCUAAAAGCAUUGCACAGAAAGGAAAAGUUGAUAGUCCUGACUCUCAAGUUCCACGACAAUUAAUUUCCAGGCUUGAGCAAGAUGCACCGGCGUUAGGAUACAACGAAGGUCUUCCUAAGCAGAGCUUACUUCGUGCUCAACCUGUGUCAACAAAUGUCUCUCAGAAUUCCUCUUUGCAAGCUUCCCCCGCGACAUCUAAAAAGACGUCAUUUCAGAAUUCAGUCGAACUUUCUUCAGAAUUUGAAAUGGUUGAUGAAGCUGAUGCAGCCUCGUUCUCGCGCAAAGAGAGCAGCAGUGCCAGAUCACUGCCAAACACAAUAUGCAAUUGCUCCUCGGAUGGCUGGGCUGAGAUCGUGAUACGCAGACCAACUGGCAAUACAUCUUGGGUGAUAAAAAUCGAAAAUGUUCUCCAUGAAAGUGACACAAGCCGGAUUGAAGAUAUCACUGCACUAGCUGCAGCGGUUGAAGCCGAGGAUUAUACGUCAGAUAUUCGAAAAUUUUAUGAUAGUCCUUCAGAAGAAGUCACAUCAACCAGACCGCGAUUCAUGUCUGUCGUGACGGAUGAGCUAAGCAAAGAGAGACAAGCCGCUCGAUCCUCCUCGGACAGUCCCAAACCUUUCUCGCAAGACAUUUCUUCCGAUUCGCCCUCAAGUUUUCGUAGACGCCGAUUUAGCACUGGUUCAAUGGAUAUCUCGGGAACUUUUCGUUUUAGUUCUCCAAGCCCGGAUGUUAGCAAAGAAAAAGAUGCACUCAUUGACGCCUCAUAUGCCAUGAAAUACAAUUUUGAGAAGCCUUCGCUCGGACUGUCGCCGCUUUCACCGUUAAAAAGACAUGGCAGUGCCAACUCUGUUUCUGACAUAAAAGAGAAAAGAUCAGAUUUUACAAAGGAAUUCAGUUUGAGUAGCAGCUAUCGCGGGGAAUGUGAAAAACCGAUCUGUGAACCUCUAGCUACCGCUGUACCACUGGACACCGUGAACAUUCUCGGGAAAAGUAAGCUCUCCAAGACACUGUCAGGCCCAGCGACCACGAGUGCGAGCUCUCAGACCGCCGUCUUGUCUUCGCUGCAGAAUUUCGCUGCAUCAAAAGACAAGGAAAUGCAAAAGCUACCCGCUGCCCACGAUAAGGAAAAUCGUGAAGCACCUGUGUCGAAAUUUGUUGGAUCAAAAAAUGUUGGACAGAUGGGGUCGUUGAUAAAGGAUGAAAGUGGAGUUAGUGCUAUUGGUGCUCAGGAACCGGAAGCUUCAAAGGAAAGUCAACGUGAAUUACAAAAGAAAGGCCCGCUGAAGCUGGAGCCCCAGAAACAGCUCAAAGAGCCGCUCAAGGCUGGUGCCCAGGCCCUCAAAGAACGAAUAAGCAGUUUUUCAACGUAUCGUCCACGUGGGAAGACUAUUUCCGCCUACCCAGUGUCAAAGAUUCCCCAAACUGGGGCCGAAAAUAAAGACAGACUGACGUUGCCAGACAAGGGUUUCAGGGCGUCGUUGAAUCCCUACUUUGUGUUUCUUCAAUUCUUUUAUUCACCAUUCGUCAAUGCUGGGGGUAGUGGUAGGCCUUUGCUGCUUGGUUGUGGAGAGGUCAUUGAUAGAGCUGUGAGGAUGCUUGAUCGAAUCCCGCCGUAUGACCAUCACAAAAUAGGUGUUCUCUACGUUGGCCCUGAUCAGGAAUCAAAUGAAACCGCUAUUCUAGCCAAUCAGUUUGGCUCGCAUAGAUACCUACAGUUCCUGAGUGGCCUUGGAAAACUAACAAGUUUAUUAGAUUGCUCUUACACCGAAGUGUACACCGGAGGCCUGGAUCGAAAUGGGGAGGAUGGGAAAUUCGCGUAUUCAUGGAGAGACGAUAUUACCCAAGUUAUAUUUCACGUGGCGACUUUGAUGCCAAGCAAACAAUCGGAUCCAGCUUGCUACUCCAAAAAGCUUCAUAUUGGCAACAACUUUGUGACCAUAGUUUACAAUGAUUCGAAGAAGCCCUAUCAGUUUGGUACUAUAAAGGGACAGUUCAAUUUUGCUGAAGUUUUAAUCAAGCCGCUAGAUUAUAAUAGCAAUCUUGUAACUGUGAGAAUGAAAGAGGAUUUGAAGGAUGUAGCCACAAACACAGGACCACACGUCAUUUCGGAUGAUAAUCUACCGAUCCUGGUUCGGCAGCUGGCAAUCCACACCAAUAUGGCCACUGUUCUUCAUCGCAAUAAGAACAAACCGAGCGACGCAUAUGGCUGCAAUUGGUUGGAACGAUUAAGGCAGAUCAAGAGAAUUCGCUCAAAGGCGGCAACAGAGAACCAAGGCUUGCUGUCAUCUUCAACUGUUGGGUCUUCAAAGAGUCCAUUAACUGAGACAGUGGGAGCAUCAAAUCCAGAUUUCACGGAUUACACUUGAUUCACUAAGUUUGCUUGUAACCAGUUUAAUUGUCACAAGGAAUACUCAAUCACUACCGGGUCUGGGGUGAUAAGAAAUAUUGUGAUUUAAGUAAUUAUUAUGACUUAAGUGAGACGUCAUUAGCCUUUGAUCAUAUAACUUUCAAGAAAACCAUGAAAUUACAAAAUCAGAUACUUAUAUUUGAUGUUUGGUAAAAUUUUGCAAAUGAAGGAGACUAAAUACAGUGAUCUGAUGGGGCUUGUGCGGCCAUUUCUCAGCUAAUCAGUGCCAAAUAAGAGAGAACAAGACGCAUUUUGAAACUUCUUGCGACAUCAACAACUGAUUAUGCAGAAGUAGGACAGCGUGUUUUCAAAUUUAUUGCGAAACAGUAGCAAGAUUUAAGAUGUUAUUGAGAGAAAGUAGUUGUCAUGAUUAUCUCUUGUUCCGUUUGUUUUCACCUGUUCCCUAACAGCAGUGUUUUGUACAAAUUCGACACGUGCCUCCGAUCGUGAACUGCGCGAACAACUUUUUAGCAGAACAAUUUUAAAUCCGUCUAUGAUAUGUCGCUCUAACGGUGCUAGGGUGCUGGUUUAUGCAAAAAUUAGACCAUUUCUACUACUUACUUCUGUUGUGUAAGGUAUCUAGGACUCUUUUGCUACUUUCAAAGCCCCGCUCCUCUAGUGGUGUUCAAGCAAACAGCAAAGAGAAAGCAAGCCUAUAUUAUAUUGCUUUUGCUGAUUUAUAAAUAAGAUCCGAACAGUAUAUGUCCAGUAGAAUUCUAUAGAACUACGUGAAAACAAACAAUGAGAGAAUGUGAUAGUGUAAAGCGCGUUAAAAUUUGCUUGUAGUUGCUCGUAGUUGCUCGUUGGAGACCUUUCUCAUUCCUUCUUGCGGAAUUUCAGUUUGGUCGCUGAUCAAAUUGUUCAGCUCUCCCUUCAGGUUUUUCAAAGGGGCGACAAAUUCCCUUUUGGUGCACUUUUGUUGUGUUUUCAUCUCUACAAGCAAAUUUUAACGCGCUUUACACUAUCACAUUCUCUCAUUGUUUGUCAUCACAGAAGAAAUGUGAAGCAAAUUGUACCUGAAGAUGAUAGUUUACUGCAGCCUUUACAAAAGACUUUGAAAAGAGCUAUAUUAUUUUGCAAAAAAUUGGGAGACCAUGGCUUAAGAAAUCCCCCCAACCCCUUCGUCAGAGGCCCUACUCGCUCUUCUCCCUACGCAAGUAUCCUCUCUUCUGGUUACGUGCCUUAGCCAUCUAAGCCUAGUUUCUCUGAGCUUUCCACUUAGCUCACUAACUGGUAGUCGCUUAUUCUGUAACGAGUAUAGAAAAUUAUAGAAACGGAUCCUCUUCUGUUAGCAAAAUACAAGUAAACAGAGGUUCAGGCCGGAUGAUAUUGAUUUUCCCAAAAGUUGUUAGGCUGGAUUGAUCCUAAUUGCUCUUAAUUCAAUAGGAUGUAAGUCAAAGAUGUCUCGACACGGGAAAACAUUUAAAUGCACAUUUUGUGUGUAUAAUGAAGGUAAUCUUGAUCUUUAUCUUGGCUAAAUAUAUAGACAUCCUGCCGUGAAAGAUAAGUCCGAGCAAUGUUGUCAAAAUGCUCUUAAAAUGUUCCUUUUUUCCUCCAUUCAAUCUUAGUUUUGUUUUUGUUUACAUGCAAUUAUGAGGCUCAAAUUCUUAUAAGAUUGUAUGUGCAGACGUCCAGAUCAUUCAAUAACACAGUUAGAAACUCGUGCUAAUAUACACUGUUGUUUAGUUAGAGAAAUGAGAUUGAUUGAACGAG